Messenger RNA from Cladocopium goreaui, 3037 nucleotides. The record is from the annotation of a GenBank genome assembly. NCBI's taxonomy places the organism in Eukaryota, Dinophyceae, Suessiales, Symbiodiniaceae.
GUAGGUACCGCUUUCAUCCCAGCAACCGAGAACGAGUCCCAUCCGGCAUUAGCAUCUUGCUGGAUGUUGGUGACCACAGGUUGAAUACCCAGGCACGAUCAAGUACAGACAUGCCCAUGCAAGUUGACGCCCACAGUGGUCCGAGUGAUGGAGACUCCAGUGCACGCAGUGACAUGAGUGACACCAGCACGCUUAUGCAGCGACCAAGGUUCAAAGCUUUUCCGAAACCUGCUGCAAAAGCGCGGCCAGUCUCACCACGAGACGCUGAGAUCGCCACGUGGUUCACCAUAUAUCAGCCACUUUCGCAAGUAGGCCCUGACCAACAUCAGCCGGUGCAAGAAGUCCGAGUACAGAUCGAAAACCUGCAGGAUUUUCACACAGUGCUGCAAUGGCAGGUGAAUCGGGCCAGAGACACCUGCAUUCAGCAAGAUGCCAACCGUGCGAAACUAGCCACAUGGUACCUUGAGCCCAGCAUGCUCCCACGUAGUGACCAUCACCGUGAGGUAUUACUGUCAGGGCAUCCCAACCAAUGGCCUAGUGACAUCUUGCAACGGUGGGCGGACUUCUUACAGCCAAAUCAGCCUGUCCACCUGUAUGUAGUGCAACCAGACCCACCUGGAGGUCUACCUGACAUUGUAGCGCAUGUCCUAGUCGUCCAGAAUGCCCCAGCCCAACAGGCAGCCGCACUAGUCUCGGUGACAGAGCUCAUUGAAGAUCCAUGGCAUCCCUCAAGGUUUGCACUCUUCCUUAGCAAUCAAGUUACAUGUGAUGACCUGUUUGAACACGCCGGCAUUCCGCAGGAACAGGUUGCCACCACACCUGGUAUUGGUGCAUACCAUGGCACAAGUCACAUACCUCCAGGCAGCUCAUACCCCGUGCACCAUGGCUUUGCCUUUGAAGUGGUUACUGACUCACUUGACUUUGAAGGCGAUGAACAGGCCCUGCUCCAAAGAACCCACCAAGCGCAGGUUGUACGUGCCCCCAAAGAAGCCUUAGAGAACAUGACAACCUCCGACAGCCCGACCAGGUACAUCCAAGGAGCAGCACAAGCCAUGCAGCAGCUUACUAAUAUCAUUGCCAAGAUGGUAGCUGUACUUGCACACAACCCCACGCUCAGGUCACUGCCUCAGGAGGUCCGAGAGACUGAUGCCGCCAUGAGCCCACAGAAGCACCAGUUCAUCGUACCAGACAUCGCUGCCCUGAGCUGCACAGCACAGAUGGAGCAUGUGUCCAUUGACACAUUGCACAGAUGGCAACAUCUGGCUGCCAUGAGGCCUCAGCAAGCCAGUUUCACCACAGUGCUACUGACCACCAUCGAUAGUGCAAAUCCAGACAUGCGCAGACGACACGCCACUAUGGUCCCAAGUGUCAUUAGUCGCACAACGCUACUCGCCCUGGCUUUUCACCCACAGGACUGCCAGCACAGCUCCAACACAUGUGAUGCCUGGGUAGGAGAUGAUGCACUUGAAGAACAGGACCGCAUCCAACUGACCGAGGGUCGGUCAUGCACUGCCGCCAUCCACAGGCGCCCCAUGCCGACCACCGAUGGUCAGGACCCUUGGGGCAGGAUGGUUGCCAACCCAUGCAGGUUUCGUGUCCCGAUUUGCCUUCAAGCUGCAAUCCCGCAUAAUUCGUGCCUUGUGCCAGUUGACCUUGAUGAAACCAAGCCGCAACUUCUCUGGUUUGCAAAUGAAGCCUGGAAGCUUGCUCUUGAGCAGGAAGAGCCAUUGCCACUCCUACCCUUACCUGACGGCAUGACCAUCCCCGACCCUGCGUACUGGCCACUUCUGCAGCCACCACCCACGUCCACCAGUGAUGCCCUCAGCUACACCCUCUACCUAGAUGGUGCAGCCAAUGGUCAUGAUGCAGGCUGGAGUGUCAUUGUUGUCGCAUGCCAUCCUGAGGGUGAAUCAUUCAUUGGAUGCCUCCUUGGCACUGUUCAACUUGGAUCAGCUCACCCAAACUGGCUUGGUGCCGACACCGCAGACAACAUUGCAGCGGAGCUGACUGCAAUGGUGGUGGCCCAAAAUUUGGCCAUGAGAUGGGAAGGCAAUUACAGCUUCUGCAUACGCCCUGAUUUAUCCCUCAGCCGAACGGUAGCCACCACAGCCACCACAUGCAGGUCAAAUCAGGCACUAGCAAAGCUGUGUGGAGCCCUGGGUCUAUGGCUGGGAAACAGAGUCACCAUACAGGAAAUCCGAGGGCACAAGGGCCACGCAUGGAAUGAACUAGCAGAUGCAGUUGCAAAAUGGGCCAUGCACCAACGCUGCGACCCACAUUUGCAGCAGUUCACCCAGCUUCAUGAACUGGCCACCAACCCACACGAUGUUGACUGGGUAUGGAUGCAAACCACCCAUCCUGCCCUUGCGGCAUGUUUCCCCCCGCUCACUCAACAGCAAAUCAUGCAAUUCACCAAGCCCAGCCUCCAGCUUGGUGUUGUACCCACUGAACGCAUGCCGGUAGCACACCAAGAUGCCGCCACCGCUUGGCUUCUGGGAGCAUGUCCACCCAUCACAUGGGCACUGCUGACCAACCAUGAUGGCCCUCACUCUUGGACAGCUUUGUGUAUGGAGUCCUGUCAAUGGAUGCUACUGCAUUACGACAGCAAGCUGCCCCUGGACAGCUCCUCCACCUUCCUUGAUUGGGUCCGAUUCAUCCGCCUCGACCCAAGCUGGAAGGGCCGGCUGCGCAAGACAAGCAAGCUAGCCUUGUCCUAUCACAGAGCUCGAGCCGAGCAUGCAGUGUGGCAAAGACACUUUGAUGCCAGGCUGGCAGCUGCCGGCGCCACCAUACCGGACAAAGCCAAGCCCCAAGUGCCCGCCGAAAAAUUGCAGUGCGAUCUAUGCCACAAAAUCUUUGCAUCCACUCGUGCCUUGGCGAUGCAUGCCACCCGAGAGCAUGGAUACAAGAAGAAAGUACGCUACUUCACGGUGGGAAGCAUGUGCCACGCCUGUGGCCAAGACUUCCACACCAGAAAACGGCUUUCAGUGCACUACGAAAAGCAGCAAAAGUGCUAUGAUGUGAUCCAAUCUUGCUG